UUCCCGUUUUUAUGUAGUACUAAAUACAACAUUGAGUUAAUCAAAACCUAAGUGUCAAACUUAUUUACAUACAUCAAAAUCAUGGAUAAAAUCAACAUCGUUCUAUCAUUUUCAUAAUUCGUUCACCAACAAAACACAAUUUUUAUUACAUUGUGAUCUAUAACAUGUUUUACUUUUUAUAAACACAAUAACUAAAAUUAAUUAAGUGAUCAUGUCAAAUACUUUUGAAGAUUGCAGCGGCUACUUUCCUGAUGCCGAAUGGCAGUUUUGGUGCAGACUCUGUGCUAAGGAAGAUGUACGAAAUAUCAAUAUAUACCCAGAACAGAACCAAACUGAAUUGCCCACAAACUCCACUCUUAUAGAUUUUAUAGCGAAGUUUUUUAAAGUUCAUAUACGACAGAACGAAGAUUUACCACAUUGGCUUUGUGCACAAUGCUUUUCAUCGGUUUCGGCCUUGUCCAAAUUCACAAAUCAGGUGAACAGAGUACAAAAUAUGUACGAUGAAAUAAAAAGUAUUGGUUACAGAACAGCGCUAGAUUGCCGAGUUAUCCGGGAGAAAUAUAACUUACUUGAGUGUGAGUUAUUUAUGUUUAACAUAUCGGAUACGAAACCAUCUAUUGAAAAUAUUUUUGUUGCUGAUGCACCAGAAAUAAUUGAACAUAAAUCAUUGGAUAGUAUUGUAAAGAGUGAAGUAAUAACUGACGAGUUACAGAGUGGCAUAUUUCUUAAAGACAUCGAAUUUAAUAGUGAAUUCCAAGAUCCCAUUGGUGAUGCAGUUGAAAAUCAUACUAACGAAAUAGGUAGUAUUGAAUGCCUCAAUAAUAGUGUAAAAAACAAUAAAUCAGAAGUAAAUAGCAAAGUGUAUAGCAAAAUCUAUCGGCUGAAAAGGCGUAAAAGUACUUCGGAUCAGGAAUCAAAUAUAAAUAAACACUUUUGUAACGAAUGUUCACUACAUUUCAAAAAAAGUAGCAAUUAUGUUAUACAUAUGAGGAAAAAACAUGGGGUUGAAACACCUCCUACUUGCAUUUCUUGUCCACAAUGUUCCAGGACUUUCAAAUCUAGAUUCAAUUUAAAACGUCACAUAAAAAUACAUCGACCUAUAGCCGAGAAGCGAAUAUAUCCAUGUCCACAAUGUGAUCGAAAAUUCCAAACGAAAGAUUAUGUAUUUCGACAUAUUAAGUUUGUGCAUGAGGAAAUUCGUCCGUUCAUUUGCGAGGAAUGCGGUGAAGGUACGCACACGGAAACUACACUGCGUGAGCAUAUGCUUAAACAUACCGACUAUGCACCUUUUGAAUGUGAGAUUUGUAAAAAAGGAUUUAAAACUCAAACGCGUUUGAAGAAUCAUAUGGAGAUGCACAGCGCACAUAAACAUAUCUGCAGCGAAUGUGGUUUAGAAUUGAAUUCACGUGUAACUUUGAAUCGUCAUAUGCUUGUACAUUCUGAUGAGAUGCGUCAUAAAUGCGAUUAUUGUGGGCGCGAGUUCAAACGAGCAAAAACUUUAAAAACUCACUUAAUACUUCACAGUGGAUUAAAACCAUAUUCAUGUGACUUUUGUGAUAAAACAUUUGCUAGUGGUUCCAAUUGUCGUACUCACAAAAGAAAAUCUCAUCCCGAUGAAUUGGCGGCCUUAGAGGCUUCCGGAGAAAAAAAAUUUACCAAAAAUAUCCCAAAAUUAGCGGUUUUAAAGACUGUUACCCGCACAGCUGAGAAUCUACUUCCCGUGGUAUCCAAACAAAGUGGAAAUUUUUCUUUGGGCAAGAAACCGAAACCCCCAUCUAGUUGUAAAGAUGAAAAACAACAAUAUGUAGAAAAUAAAACAUAAGUGUGUGUUAUAUUGCGUACUACUUUAAUUAAUUGUAUAUUAAUUUUUAGUCUGGAAGAUUUUAAAAUACUCAAAUAAUUAUCUUAGGACAAAGGCGCGAUUUCUUUAGAACAGACAUUUGUAUUCAACAGCUGUGUUGUCAGCAGCCUUUGAUCUAUCCCUCUUAACUUACAAUUCAAGUUUUAGUUUAUAUAUUUUUUAUUUUGUGUUUUUUGUUAUGUGGUUUCAACCUGUUGUCCAAAUAAUAUACAUGAAAAUAUAAAAUCCCAUAAUUUUUUAUUAACAUUUUAUCAAACUAAUUUUUAUUUCAUACAAAUUUCCAAUAGGUGUUGUAAAACUAAAAUGAGUACCUUUCAUAUUAUGGGGAUGUUUUUAUUCCCGUUUCUCUAUACUUCAAACUACACAUUGAAGUAAUCAAAUCCAAAUUGUCAAAACAUUUGUACAUAUAUCAUAUAUUUGUUAUGAAAAAAAUACAAGCAACUUUAAUAUUUAUUAUUUAAUUUUUUAAUAAAUAUUAAAUAUUCUAAUAUGUCCAACACAUUUGAAGAUUGCAGAAGUAACCUUGCCGACGCCGAAUGGCAGUUUUGGUGCCGACUCUGUGCUAAAGACGAUGUACGAAAUAUCAAUAUAUAUCCAGAACAAAACCAAACUUCAGUUCACACAAACGCUACGCUUAUAUAUUUCAUAGCGGAGUUUUUUAAAGUUCAUAUACAGCAAAAUGAAGAUUUACCACAUUGGCUUUGUACGCAAUGCUUUUCGUUGGUUUCCUCCUUGUCAAAAUUCACAAAACAAGUUAACAAAGUACAGAGUAUGUACAACGAAAUACAAAGUUCUGACCACAGAAAAGCUAAAGAUUUUCGACUAAUACGAGAUAAAUAUAAUUUAGUUGAGUAUGAGUUCGUUAUGUUCAAUAUGUCGGAUACAAAAUCAUCUAUUGAAAAUAUCUUUGUUGCCGAUGCACCAGAAAUAGUUAUACACAACUCCUUGGAUAAUAUUGUAAAGAGUGAAAUAAUAUCGGACGAGUUACAGAGUGGCAUACUUCUUAAUGAAGGCGAAUAUAACAGUGAAUUUCAAGAUCCAAUUGGUGAUAUGAUUGAAAAUCCUACUGAUGAAGUAAGAGGUAAUAGUUCUUUUAACAAUAGUAUAGAUGACAGUGAAUCUGAACAAAAUGAAAAGGAAUGCAAAAAACGCAAUUGGACGAAAAAGCAACCAAAUCCUUUGGAUAAAGAAUCAAAAACAGACAAGUACUUCUGUAACGAAUGCUCACUACAUUUCAAAAGAAGUAGCAAUUAUGGUAUACAUAUGAAGAAAAAACACGGUAUUGACAUAGAAAGAGAUCCUCCAUCUUGUUUUUCUUGUCCGCAAUGUUCGAGGUCUUUCAAAUCUAGAUUUAAAUUGAAUCGUCAUAUAAAAAUACAUCGACCUUUAGCGGAGAAGCGUAUAUUUCCAUGUCCACAAUGUGAUAGAAAAUUUCAAACUAAGGAUUAUGUUUUCCGACAUAUAAAGUUUGUGCAUGAAGAUAUACGUCCGUUCAUUUGUGAAGAGUGUGGUGAGUGUACACGCACGGAAACCACGUUGCGGGAGCAUAUGCUUAUACAUACCGACUAUGCACCUUUUGAAUGUGAAAUUUGUAAGAAAGGAUUCAAAAAUCAAGCACGUUUGAAGAAACAUAUGGAGAUGCACAGCUCGCAUAAACAUAUAUGUAGCGAAUGUGGUUUAGAAUUGAAUUCACGUGUAACUUUGAAUCGUCAUAUGCUUGUGCAUUCUGAUGAGAUGCGUCAUAAAUGCGAUUAUUGUGGGCGCGAAUUCAAACGUGCGAAAACUCUAAAAACUCACUUAAUACUGCACAGUGGGUUAAAACCAUAUUCAUGUGACUUCUGUGACAAAACAUUUGCCAAUGGCUCAAAUUGUCGUACUCAUAAAAGAAAAUCUCAUCCAGAAGAAUUGGCGGCCUUAGAGGCUUCUGGAGAAAAGAAAUUCACCAAAAAUAUCCCUAAAUUAGCGGUUCUAAAGACUGUCACGCGCACAGCUGAGAAUCUACUUCCCGUGGUAUCCAAACAAAGUGGAAAUUUUUCUUUCGGCAAGAAACCGAAACCCCCAUCUAGUUGUAAAGAUGAAAAACAACAAUGUAUAGAAAAUAAAACAUAAGUGUGUGUAACGAAAA
Messenger RNA from Bactrocera oleae (olive fruit fly), 3986 nucleotides. NCBI's taxonomy places the organism in Eukaryota, Metazoa, Arthropoda, Insecta, Diptera, Tephritidae. The record is from RefSeq and is a predicted model, not a curated record.